Molecule: messenger RNA, 2191 nt
Organism: Xyrauchen texanus (razorback sucker)
Lineage: Eukaryota; Metazoa; Chordata; Actinopteri; Cypriniformes; Catostomidae
Product: serine/threonine-protein kinase NIM1-like
Biological process (GO): microtubule cytoskeleton organization; protein phosphorylation; intracellular signal transduction
Cellular component (GO): cytoplasm
Molecular function (GO): protein serine/threonine kinase activity; tau-protein kinase activity; ATP binding
Source: RefSeq, a predicted model, not a curated record
CUCACGCAUCAAAUACAUUCAUGGUGAAGAAGAAACCACUGAGACGCACCGAGUUAAAACCGAUCGAAUUGUGACGCAGAGAAUGCGCACGAUAAUUCAAAGGGUAACGCUUAAGAAAGGGAAAAGGCCAUCCCAUAGUUACAAGUUGGAGACUUAAGGAUCACUAAAAAGAAAGGGAUUAGGAUCUGUCUACACCCUAAUCCCGGCACAAGACGAGAGAGUGAGUGGGAAGCAAAGAAAAAAGCACAGAUGAACAAAUGCGAGGGAGUGGCUGAUUCUGAAUGACCAACCCGUCAAAUGUUAAAUGGGAGGAAAAACAUGCGAGAGGACAGCACCAAAGAGAGCCGUGUGGAUCCUCUUUAUAGCACCCAGGCAACAAUCACAGCCUUUUUGCCACUCCACUCUGAUCUCUGGUCUAUUUUUAUCCUUGGUUGAGACAGCGCGCCAAUUAAAUCAGGCAUAUCUGCUGAGAGUCGAGCAGAUGCAGGAUUGAGAGAAAGGGAAAGUUCUCUGUUCACCUAGCUGCUUGGCUGAAGAAGCAGACGACCCUUAACAUCUGCUUGUUUGCGCUUGGAUAUGUGUGUAACCUUGAGCUGAGAUGUGACGAAAAAGAGCUUGUUUUGUAAAUUGUCGCAGGAGUUCAGGACAUCAUGUGAAGGUGCUGCCUUAGUUCCAGUCUCUUGCCAUGAGUUAAGCCCCCCAGUGGCCUGUGGCAAGAUGACUGCCGUCUACCCGGCUGGGGGGGUUUCGGUUGGGGUCUCAGCUCUGGCCACAGUUCCCCAGCGUUACGCACGAUGGAGUCGCCAGGACAGCUCCGACAUCUGCACAGACGACGAGGGGACCCAGUCGCGUCGUCUUACUCCACUGGAAAAGCUAAAUUUGGACAUGUGCCAAGAUGAGAAGAUGGUGAGAGAGCUCACAUUGGGCCGCCGCAUCGGCUUCUACAAGAUCCGCGGUGAGAUCGGCUGUGGAAACUUUUCUCACGUCAAGCUAGGCAUCCACGCUCUGACGAAAGACAAAGUAGCCAUUAAGAUCUUGGACAAGACCAAGCUUGAUCAGAAGACCCAAAGGCUGCUCCGGGAGAUUUCCAGCAUGGAAAAGCUGCACCAUCCAAAUAUCAUCCGUCUUUAUGAGGUAGUGGAGACACUGACCCGUCUGCACCUGGUCAUGGAGUACGCAAGCGGAGGGGAGCUGUAUACAAAGAUCAACACUGAGGGGAAGCUCUCCGACAUAGACAGCAAGAUUGUCUUCUCUCAGGUUCUCUCAGCUGUAAAGCAUAUGCAUGACAACAACAUUAUCCACAGGGACCUGAAAGCAGAGAAUGUAUUUUACACCUGUAGCACCUGUGUUAAAGUUGGAGACUUUGGCUUCAGCACCGUCAGCCGUCGUGACGAGACCCUUAACACCUUCUGCGGUUCUCCCCCUUAUGCGGCCCCUGAGCUCUUCAGAGAUGAACACUACAUAGGCGCUUGCGUGGACAUCUGGGCAUUGGGUGUCAUGCUCUUCUUCAUGGUGACUGGCACCAUGCCCUUCCGUGCCGAAACAGUAGCUAAGCUAAAGCGCUAUAUCCUGGAUGGGGCAUACACAGUGCCUAUGUGGGUACUAGAACCUUGCCAGAAACUAAUCCGGGGCAUUCUGCAACCCCAGCCAGCCGACCGUUACAGUGUAGAACAGAUGAUGGGCUGUGAGUGGCUGCUUCCUGUGGAGUUUCCCAAAGCCAUUGAGCCCUUUAAAUUGGACCCACUCCACCUGGCUGAGACUGGCCCAGGGCAGCUAGAGGAGCAUGAGAUAGAGAUGAGGAAUGCCCUGGAGACACUUGGAAUCACAGCAGACCACAUUCGUAACAACCAGGGCAAAGACUGCAGGAGCUCCAUCACUGGGGUUUAUCGUAUUCUCUUACACCGGGCACACAAACGACAAGCAGUGGAGAGCAUGCCAGUAGUUACCCAUGUAGUGAAUGGAACUGAAGCUAAAAAAGACCGUUUGAAGGUAUACAGGAGCCUUAGACAUACAUCUAAACUUUGCAUCAUUCUGUGACGCUAAAAAUGGGGCAACCUUUGAUAUAUAUUAGGAAUGGAUUACUCACUGGAACUUAGCUAUUUUUGUUUGAUAUACCUCUUUUUGUUAUCUUUUUCAUUGAAAUUAGUUCAACUAAUGCUUCAAAUAAAGUAGUCUAAUUUAAAGGAAAGUA